AAUGUUGCUCUUUUGUUUCAGCCAAACCAUUUACUUCUAAAGUGAAACAGAUGCGUCUACAUAGAGAAGACUUUGAGAUAUUGAAGGUGAUUGGUCGAGGAGCUUUUGGAGAGGUUGCUGUAGUGAAACUAAAAAAUGCAGAUAAGGUAUUUGCCAUGAAAAUAUUGAAUAAAUGGGAAAUGCUGAAAAGAGCUGAGACAGCAUGUUUUCGUGAAGAAAGGGACGUGUUAGUGAAUGGAGAUAAUAAAUGGAUUACAACCCUGCAUUAUGCUUUCCAGGAUGACAAUAACUUAUACCUGGUGAUGGAUUAUUAUGUUGGUGGGGAUUUGCUGACUCUGCUCAGCAAAUUUGAAGAUAGACUGCCUGAAGAUAUGGCUCGGUUUUACCUGGCUGAGAUGGUGAUAGCGAUCGACUCCGUUCAUCAGCUGCACUACGUACACAGGGACAUCAAACCUGACAACAUAUUGAUGGACAUGAAUGGACAUAUUCGGUUAGCAGAUUUUGGUUCUUGUCUGAAGCUGAUGGAAGAUGGAACGGUCCAGUCUUCAGUGGCUGUUGGAACUCCAGAUUAUAUCUCUCCUGAAAUCCUUCAAGCCAUGGAAGACGGGAAAGGCAGAUAUGGACCUGAGUGUGACUGGUGGUCUUUGGGCGUCUGUAUGUACGAAAUGCUUUAUGGAGAAACACCAUUUUAUGCAGAAUCUCUGGUGGAGACAUAUGGAAAAAUUAUGAAUCAUAAAGAGAGGUUUCAGUUUCCAGCUCAAGUGACCGACGUGUCUGAAAAUGCUAAGGAUCUUAUUCGAAGGCUCAUUUGCAGCAGAGAACACCGACUGGGUCAGAGCGGCAUAGAAGACUUUAAGAAACACCCCUUUUUCCAUGGAAUCGAUUGGGAUAAUAUUCGAAACUGUGAAGCACCUUAUAUUCCAGAAGUUAGUAGCCCCACAGAUACAUCCAAUUUUGAUGUGGAUGAUGAUUGUUUAAAGAACUCUGAAACGAUGCCCCCCCCCACGCAUACCGCCUUUUCUGGCCACCACCUGCCGUUUGUUGGUUUCACAUACACUAGUAGCUGUGUUCUUUCUGAUCGGAGCUGUUUACGAGUGACAGCCGGGCCCGCUUCCCUCGACCUGGAUGUCAACGUUCAGAGGACUCUGGACAACAACUUGGCCACGGAAGCUUAUGAGAGAAGAAUUAAGCGCCUUGAGCAGGAAAAACUUGAACUUAGCAGAAAGCUUCAAGAGUCAACACAGACUGUUCAAGCGCUGCAGUAUUCAACUGCUGACGGUCCACUCACGGCAAGCAAAGAUUUAGAGAUCAAAACCUUAAAAGAAGAAAUUGAAAAACUAAGGAAACAAGUAAGAGAAUCGAGUCACUUGGAACAGCAACUUGAGGAAGCCAACGCUGUGAGGAGAGAGCUAGAUGAUGCUUUUAGGCAAAUCAAGGCUUAUGAAAAACAAAUCAAAACACUACAACAAGAAAGGGAAGAAUUAAACAAGGAACUAGUCCAGGCUAGUGAGCGAUUAAAAAACCAGUCCAAAGAGCUGAAAGACGCACACUGUCAGAGGAAACUGGCCAUGCAGGAAUUCAUGGAGAUCAAUGAGCGGCUAACAGAGUUGCACACCCAAAAACAGAAACUUGCUCGCCAUGUCCGAGAUAAGGAAGAAGAGGUGGACCUAGUGAUGCAAAAAGUUGAAAGCUUAAGGCAAGAACUGCGCAGGACAGAGAGAGCCAAGAAAGAGCUGGAAGUUCAUUCAGAAGCUGUGGCUGCUGAAGCAUCUAAAGACAGGAAAUUGCGUGAACAGAGCGAGCACUAUUCUAAGCAACUGGAAAAUGAAUUGGAGGGACUAAAGCAAAAACAAAUUAGUUACUCACCAGGACUGUGCAGCAUAGAACAUCAGCAAGAGAUCACCAAACUAAAGACUGAUUUAGAAAAGAAAAGUAUCUUUUAUGAAGAAGAAUUGUCUAAAAGAGAAGGAAUACACGCCAAUGAAAUUAAAAACCUGAAGAAAGAACUUCAUGAUUCAGAAGGCCAGCAACUUGCUCUCAACAAGGAAAUUUUGAUUUUGAAAGACAAAUUGGAAAAAAACAGGAGAGAGAGUCAAAGUGAAAGGGAAGAAUUUGAAAACGAGUUCAAACAACAGUACGAAAGAGAAAAAGUGUUGUUAACUGAAGAAAAUAAGAAACUGACAAGUGAACUUGAUAAGCUCACCACCUUGUAUGAGAACUUAAGUAUACGCAACCAGCAGUUAGAAGAGGAGGUGAAAGACCUGGCAGACAAGAAAGAAUCGGUUGCGCAUUGGGAAGCUCAAAUCACGGAAAUCAUUCAGUGGGUCAGUGAUGAAAAGGACGCACGAGGGUAUCUGCAGGCCUUAGCUUCUAAAAUGACUGAAGAGUUGGAAGCUUUAAGAAAUUCCAGCCUGGGUGCACGAGCAACAGAUAUGCCCUGGAAAAUGCGUCGUUUUGCAAAACUGGACAUGUCAGCUAGACUGGAGUUGCAGUCGGCCCUCGAUGCAGAAAUAAGAGCUAAACAGGCCAUCCAAGAAGAGUUGAAUAAAGUUAAAGCAUCUAACAUCAUCACAGAAUGUAAACUGAAAGACUCCGAGAAGAAGAACUUGGAGCUACUAUCAGAAAUCGAGCAGCUAAUAAAGGACACUGAAGAGCUUAGAUCUGAAAAGGGUAUAGAGCACCGAGACUCACAGCAUUCUUUCUUGGCAUUUUUGAAUACGCCUACCGAUGGUCUGGAUCAACUUGAAGAUUCCUUUUCUUCUUCCUCAUCUUCACUGAUUGAUUUUUUGGAUGACCGCUCUCCGUCCUGCACUCCAGCUAGCAAAGGCAGACGUACUGUAGACAGUACUCCUCUUCCUGUUCACACACCGACCUUAAGGAAAAAGGGAUGUCCUGCUUCAACUGGCUUUCCAGCUAAGCGCAAGACUCAUCAGUUUUUUGUCAAAUCUUUUACGACUCCAACCAGAUGUCACCAGUGCACCUCUCUGAUGGUGGGUCUGAUAAGACAGGGCUGUUCCUGUGAAGUGUGUGGAUUCUCGUGUCAUAUAACGUGUGUAAACAAAGCUCCAACUGUGUGUCCGGUCCCUCCUGAGCAGACAAAAGGUCCUCUGGGGAUAGAUCCACAGAAGGGAAUAGGAACAGCAUAUGAAGGUCAUGUCAGGAUCCCUAAGCCAGCAGGAGUGAAGAAAGGAUGGCAAAGAGCAUUGGCUGUGGUUUGUGACUUUAAGCUCUUCCUGUACGAUGUUGCUGAAGGAAAAGCGUCCCAGCCCAGUGUUGUUGUCAGUCAGGUGAUUGACAUGAGGGAUGAGGAAUUUUCUGUGAGUUCAGUCUUGGCCUCUGAUGUAAUUCAUGCAAGUCGGAAAGAUAUACCCUGUAUAUUUAGAGUCACAGCCUCCCAGCUCUCGGCGUCAGACAGCAGGUGUUCGGUCCUGAUGCUCGCGGAGAGCGAGAGCGAGAGGAACAGGUGGGUGGGCGUGCUCAGCGAGCUGCACAAGAUUUUGAAGAAAAACAAGUUCCGAGACCGCUCAGUCUACGUCCCCAAGGAGGCUUAUGACAGCACUCUGCCGCUCAUUAAAACCACCCAGGCGGCUGCGAUCAUAGACCAUGAAAGGAUCGCGCUGGGAAAUGAAGAAGGGUUAUUUGUCGUGCACAUCACGAAAGAUGAAAUUAUCAGAGUCGGUGACAAUAAGAAGAUCCAUCAGAUUGAACUCAUUCCAAAUGAUCAGCUUGUUGCUGUGAUCUCAGGACGAAAUCGUCACGUGCGCCUUUUUCCCAUGUCAGCUUUGGACGGACGAGAGACCGAUUUUUACAAGCUGGCAGAGACGAAAGGGUGUCAGACCAUAACUUCUGGCAAGGUGUGCCAUGGAGCUCUCACGUGCCUGUGCGUGGCUAUGAAAAGGCAGGUCCUCUGUUACGAACUAUUUCAGAGCAAGACCCGUCACCGAAAAUUUAAGGAAAUCCAAGUCCCGUGUAACGUGCAGUGGAUGGCCGUCUUCAGCGAACAGCUGUGCGUGGGAUUCCAGUCGGGAUUCCUGAGAUACCCCUUGAAUGGAGAAGGGGGUCCGUACAGCAUGCUCCACUCAAACGACCACACGCUGUCCUUUAUCACACAUCAGCCGAUGGACGCCAUCUGUGCAGUUGAGAUCUCCAGUAAGGAGUACCUGCUGUGUUUUAACAGCAUCGGGAUAUACACAGACUGCCAGGGCCGGAGAUCCAGACAGCAGGAGCUCAUGUGGCCAGCAAAUCCCUCCUCUUGCUGCUACAAUGCACCGUAUCUCUCCGUGUACAGUGAAAACGCAGUUGACAUCUUCGAUGUGAACUCCAUGGAAUGGAUUCAGACUCUCCCACUCAAAAAGGUUCGACCCUUAAACAGUGAAGGAUCAUUAAACCUUUUAGGGUUGGAGACAAUUAGAUUAAUAUAUUUCAAAAAUAAGAUGGCAGAAGGGGAUGAGCUGGUGGUUCCCGAAACAUCAGAUAACAGUCGGAAGCAGAUGGUUAGAAAUAUUAACAAUAAGCGACGCUACUCCUUCCGGGUCCCAGAGGACGAGAGGUUGCAGCAGAGGAGAGAGAUGCUGCGAGAUCCAGAAAUGAGAAAUAAAUUAAUUUCUAACCCAACUAAUUUUAACCACAUAGCACACAUGGGCCCAGGAGAUGGGAUACAGAUCCUAAAAGACCUGCCCAUGCCAGGCCUCCCUUAUCCGCCCUCGCUUCACUCCGGCCUCAUCUCCUCUCCGAUCAACUUUGAGCACAUCUAUCACAUGACUGUUAAUUCCGCUGAAAAAUUUCUCUCUCCUGAUUCCAUAAACCCUGAGUAUUCCCCGUCUCUACGCUCUGCCCCCGGUACACCCAGCUUUAUGACUCUGAGGAACCCUCGGCCUCAGGAGAGUCGGACCGUGUUCAGUGGCUCGGUCAGUAUUCCGUCUAUCACCAAAUCCCGCCCUGAACCCGGUCGCUCCAUGAGCGCCAGCAGCGGCCUGUCAGCAAGGUCAUCCGCACAGAACGGCAGUGCGCUAAAGAGAGAAUUCUCUGGAGGGAGCUACAAUGCCAAGUGGCCGCCCAUGCCCUCCCCGUCGGAGGGCUCCCUGUCUUCUGGAGGCAUGGACCAGGGAAGCGACGCCCCGGUCAGGGACUUUGAUGGAGAGGACUCGGAUUCUCCGAGGCAUUCCACGGCCUCCAACAGCUCCAACCUGAGCAGCCCGCCCAGCCCCGCGUCGCCCCGCAAGACCAAGAGCCUCUCCCUGGAGAGCACGGACCGCGGGAGCUGGGACCCGUGAGUGGCCUCGGCGCUCAGAGUGGACGCCGGAGCGGCCUCUCCCCUCACAGCCCCUCCGCGGCCCGAUCUCCGCUUCCCCGCCCCCGCUCCCCAGCCCCUGCCCGGGAGGCCCGGGCCGGGCAGCAGGAGCAGGGUGGGGGUUCUGGAACGCGGACGAUGCACCUGCAGCCCCCCUCGCCCCCCUCGCCCCCACUCAGCCCACACCUCCACGCCCCCUCGCCCCCUCGCGCCGACAGCAACAACCAUAAAGGCAGACUUCCACUGAGCAGCUUCGAUGAAUAUCGAUUCCAUUUCGUACACUUAGAGUUGCUUUCCCUAAAAGUUUGGCCCCCCCCACAAAGGUAGCUUGAGUAGACGGAUCCCACGGACGGCGCGGUGAGAACUUCAGACGGACUGGUGUCCUCGGGGAGUCGCACCCUCCUGAGCGGCCGCCCGGCGCGCCCACAGCGGAUGUCGACCCGAUCGCCGCUAGUAAAUCCGUACUCACUAAAGCAGUGCAUAUUUUACUACAUUACAGAGUUUAAAUACGUACACAAAUGUAGAGGUUAAAUACUGAAUGUACAUAGUAAAAAGAAGCAUCUUGUAUUCAACAAAAGAUGGAUACGUAUAUAAGAGAGAGAUCAUUUAAUUUAAAGAAAUGUGUUGUUUCUUGUCUGUUUUCCAGCUCAGUACUUUAGAGGGUAGGAAGGCCUUGGGUGUAGACGCUCACAGGCUUGAGGAGUCAGAGCACCCCCCUCCCAACCCCGGCCGGCUCUCACACCAGCCGGGGCCGCAGUCCCACGGGGGCUUCAGGAAAACCUUCCGGAACUUGGUCUCGCCGCUCUGGGCUGCGGCCCGGGCACAGGCCUGACCCCGGAAGGUCCUUCAGCAGCAGCGUCGAAAGGCUAAUCUCCUUCCAAGAGCUGUCCUUUUCCGGCAGCAGGAUUCCAGCCACGCUUGUCCUUUUUUACUGUGUUUGGUAUCUUCUGCAGAUGAGUGUAGAAAUGCCGUCUUGUCACGUCCUGAGCCCUUCCGUUGAGAGGACGCGAGGAACGUCACGGCUUCUGAGGGUCCCUAACAAGGUUCAGAGAAGUGCUUUUCUCCUGGGCUACCCCAGUUCCCGCGCUACCCCCUGGGCGGAGGGGGGCUCGCGCUCCGCAGAGAAGCCCCAGGAAGAGUGUCGUUACCAAAUAAAAAACCUCAGAUGCAAGGACUUGAACAGCCUUAACCAAAUAUUCUUCCCCACACCGGGCGGGAGACGGAAACGCGCGGCCCGGGCGCGGGCAGGACGCCGGGGAGCCGCCACCUGGCCCGGCCCACGUCCCUCCCUGCGCGGCUCAGGCUCCGGUUCCGCCCAGGUGAGCACCGUUCCGGCCACCGCGAGCCAGUGAAACGCACACCCAGCACAGCCCUGCUUCUUGAGACGUAGUUCGCCAGUUAAGCACAUGUGAGCGGAGGGAGAGAGAAAUAAAAAUAUCUCCUGGAAGUAGAG
Messenger RNA from Herpailurus yagouaroundi (jaguarundi), 6743 nucleotides. RefSeq names its product CDC42 binding protein kinase alpha (gene CDC42BPA). The record is from RefSeq and is a predicted model, not a curated record. Gene Ontology annotation, biological process: peptidyl-threonine phosphorylation; actomyosin structure organization. Gene Ontology annotation, cellular component: actomyosin; cytoplasm; cytoskeleton. Gene Ontology annotation, molecular function: ATP binding; protein serine/threonine kinase activity. The transcript has 38 exons. NCBI's taxonomy places the organism in Eukaryota, Metazoa, Chordata, Mammalia, Carnivora, Felidae. Bases 51 to 5273 code for a protein of 1740 amino acids.